Molecule: messenger RNA, 885 nt
Organism: Lymnaea stagnalis (great pond snail)
Lineage: Eukaryota; Metazoa; Mollusca; Gastropoda; Lymnaeidae
Source: the annotation of a GenBank genome assembly
AGAGUCAAGUGGAACAGUGACAGAUAUCCACUCGGUGAGCUGUGACAGGCAUCGACGCGUUGAGCAGUGACAGGCAUCCAUUCGUUGAGCAGUGACAGGCCUCCACACGUAGACCAGUGACAGAGAUCCACUCGUUGAGCUUUGACAGGCAUCGACGCGUUGAGCAGUGACAGGCAUCCAUUCGUUGAGCAAUGACAGGCAGCACACGCGUGGAACAGUGACAGGCAGCACACGCGUGGAGUAGUGACAGGCAGCACACGCGUGGAGUAGUGACAGGCAUCCGCGUAACAUGCAGGCAUUAGCAAACUAUGCAGCUCUUAAACAAAACAAGAAGAUCACCUUACCAACGCUUAAAGGCGUAGAAUCCGCUCCACCGUUUACAUCUGACAUCAGAACACUUCGCAGAACCGCGUUCAAAGAUGGGCACAGCAAACAUCCUCCCAGGGUUUUACCCGUGCUUUUUGUCCAUCCCGAUCGGUCUCAAAUGGACGGCUCGAAAACUCGAGGUCGUCACAAGAAGAAAUGUUCAGAUAACAUAGGCAAAUCGGGUGAACAUCAACACACGAAAGAUAAAUGUCGUUGUGAGAAAAAUAUGAGCUCUACCGGUACUAAACAAAUAGAUCCCGAGUUUGUUGAAUAUCGCGAUCCAAACAGAGUUAUUCCAAAGUGGUCUUCUUCCAAACUCCCUGCGAUCAAUUUUUCUGUUUACAAACUUUUACGGAAAAAGAUAUUUGAAGAACGAAUCAGUCCUGGCUCAAGUUUUGGCGAACUUUUAACUCUGACUGGACACCUACAACACAAAACUUCUUUCGUGAAAAUAAAUACCUGUAGAAAAUCAGAGCAUUUGGACUUUUGGCGCAAUCCAGAUUUUGUUAAGAAAAGGGA